GAGGCUCUGAAAAAAGAAGCUCCGCGUCUUGUCCCCUCUCUGUCCAUGAGAGAUGGAUUUAUUUUGGUCAUCUUGGCACAGAUCCUAACCUUUCUUCUUUUCGAGAGAGCGGUAGUGUCAAGACUUGGACACCAUGAGGAGACUGCUAAGAGACGCCUUUCGAGGCUUGACUGAGGAUGACAACAAUCGCCGAGCCCCGGCGCAGGCCAGUCAAGCUGGUCCUUUUCACGGAGGCCCUAUCCCUCCUCCUCAGGGCUCGCAGGGCCAGGGAAUGUGGCCGCCGCCCCCCGGAAUGUGUCCGCCUCCAGCCCUUGGGACCGCAACGAGCCAUCAUCUUCCGCCUUCCGGGACGUCCGUAUACGGAUCACCGCCGCCAGCGCACGGAAUCGGCGUUCCGCAACCCCUCACUGUUCCAUAUCAGCCUCGCCCGAGUCUGGCUGGAUUCGCCAACCCCCAGCACCAUCACCAUGGCCAAAUGGCCGGCAUACCGGCCCCCGCCGGCAUGGAGUAUUGGUAUUCGCAGGUGGCCAUGCCUCCGCGGGGACAGCAGCCAGCCAUGAUCUCUCCUCCAGCCGUGUUGCCUCAGUCGAGUGUAGCGCCACAACAAACCAUGACGCGGGGACCAUUGCCCAAUAUUCCCACUGCAGGCACGGGCAAUACUUCCAGCAGUCAGGGAGCACAUUCCUCCGUUCUCACGCUGCCAGUUCGACCCGCCGCUCCGGAGACACCAGGCCAGCUUCACUGUCGCUGGUGCCAGAAAUGCAAACGAGGGCUGGCAUAUUGCACUCUUAGCUUCAUCUGCACGACGUGCCGGGCCUGGCUCUGCCCAGGCUGCAGCGAGGUGCAUCGACGGACACACAACAAAGAGUAUGUGCGCGCUGAGCUGCGGCAAUGGGGGGCCGCGCCGCCGCCGUCCUUUUCCAAUGCCGAGGCCAUUUGCGUUGUCUGCCCCGGAUCCAAGGAGGUGCGGGCCCGGAUGCAAUGCAAAUACUGCUCUUACGCCUUGUGCCUGUCGUGUUGCAGCAACUCUGUCGCCCUCACCAUGUUCCUCGGCCCCGCUCACAGCUUGCGGCACAUGUCCCUGGGGAAGAAGGCUGUGGACAUCGAACUGCUCGUUGUGUAUCCGGAGAGCUGGUUUGUGACGGAGAAGCGUAGGUCCCAGGCAUAUCACUGCCAGGAACGCCCGACGGCCAUUAUGCAUUGCUAUAGGUGCCAUCUUCUAUAGGACAGCACGUGCAAUGGUGUCGCGGCUGCUUCUCCGACUGGGGUAUCAAUCAGUGGCUUUGCGGAACGUGCUUCGAAGAGGAACUACACCGAGGCCAACAGCAGAAGCUUGAGCAGCAGCCGGGCCUG
This is a messenger RNA of Lasiosphaeria miniovina, 1353 nucleotides long. RefSeq lists its product as uncharacterized. The record is from RefSeq and is a predicted model, not a curated record. The coding region runs from base 134 to 1225 and encodes 363 amino acids. NCBI's taxonomy places the organism in Eukaryota, Fungi, Ascomycota, Sordariomycetes, Sordariales, Lasiosphaeriaceae. The transcript is spliced from 3 exons.